Messenger RNA from Eutrema salsugineum, 1419 nucleotides. Its product is annotated as thaumatin-like protein 1b. The record is from RefSeq and is a predicted model, not a curated record. Gene Ontology annotation, biological process: defense response. NCBI's taxonomy places the organism in Eukaryota, Viridiplantae, Streptophyta, Magnoliopsida, Brassicales, Brassicaceae. The transcript has 3 exons. The coding region runs from base 378 to 1328 and encodes 316 amino acids. Gene Ontology annotation, cellular component: extracellular region.
GUUUACAUUCAAACCACAAAUUUUAGAUUCAAGAUAUUUUGAAUAUACAUAACAUGAGUAUGGUUUAGAUUUUUUCUUGAAGCUGACCAACAGAAAAGAGAAAUCUAGCAGGCUAAAUGUUUCUUCUCUCUUUUAUCUUUUUGUCAGAGAAUCAGAACGGCUAAGUCCUAUAUAUAUCCACUUAAAAUCAACCACGUCAUCAGGCUCACCGUAAGCCACCAACAUACAUCAACACUUGAUUACAGCUGAUUAAAAAUAUCGUCAACAGAUUCUCCUUCCUCUUUAAAUCAGUCCUCUGUUUUUUUCCCAUCUCUGUUUCGCUCUCAAAAGAAGAAGCAGAAGAAACAGAGCAUUCACAAUUUUUCCACUACCCAAUCAUGGCAUUGAUCUUCUUCUUCUUCUUAUCGAGUUGUUUCUUAUCCGGAGUUAUGUCGCGGAGCUUCAUAAUCGCGAACAAAUGCGACUACACAGUCUGGCCGGGAAUUUUAUCUAACGCCGGAGUUCCUCCAUUACCGACCACCGGCUUCGUACUCCAGAAAGGCGAGACGCGUACAAUCGACGCGCCGUCUUCUUGGGGAGGUCGUUUCUGGGGAAGGACACUCUGCUCAACCGAUUCCGAUGGAAAAUUCACCUGCGCAACCGGAGAUUGCGGCUCCGGUAAACUCGAAUGUUCCGGCACCGGCGCUGCUCCUCCGGCGACUCUAGCCGAAUUCACUCUCGACGGAUCCGGCGGACUCGAUUUCUACGACGUGAGUCUCGUCGACGGCUACAAUGUCCAGAUGCUGGUCGUCCCUCAAGGCGGCUCCGGCCAGAAUUGCAGCAGCACCGGCUGCGUCGUCGACUUGAACGGUAAAUGUCCGUCGGAGCUAAGGGUGAAUAGCGUCGGCGGCGGGAAGCAGGCGGUUGCGAUGGGGUGUAAAAGUGCGUGCGAGGCGUUUCGGCAGCCGGAGUAUUGCUGCAGCGGCGCGUUUGGGUCGCCUGACACGUGUAAGCCGUCUUCAUACUCGAGGAUUUUUAAGAGCGCGUGCCCACGCGCUUAUAGCUACGCGUAUGAUGAUAAGACAAGUACUUUCACGUGCGCCAAAUCUCCUAACUACGUCAUCACUUUCUGUCCUUCUCCCAACACAAGCCUAAAAUCAUCUGAGGAACAGAGCACAGAGACGACGACGAUGACAACUCCGACCUCCGGCAGUACGGCGACAUCACCGAUGGUUUACGAAGGUGCUCUGGACGAAAGCAGUGGCUCACCAUCCACGUGUAAUUUCGGCUCACAUGUAAUCUCAGUCGCUUUCUCGCUUGGUUUUUGUCGGAUGUGGCGUUUCUUCUGACCAGGCUCUAUCUGCCACGUAUGGGAAGAAACAAUGAUUUAUGGGUCUUAGAAGGCCGUUUUCUCGUCAUUAGUAGAACUGUUUUCCGAUU